AAAGCCCCAAUCACACAAGGUAAUCUGAUCAGUAAGGAUUGAAGAGUCCUUCAAGUCGAACAUGUCUUUGAAAGUUGCACUAACAACACUUUUUCUGAUCGGAUCCGUUUGGGCGGAUUUUGACGUGAUCUGUCCCGCGGACAACGAAGGGUACUCUUUCUACAUGCCGGAUCCCUACGAUUGCUCCAAAUUCUUCCAAUGCGUGGGACUGACCCCUAUUCAUCUCCAGUGUCCCUACCCCUUGUUCUUCGACCCGACCGAGAAUGUCUGCAAUUGGCCUGAGGAGGUGGAUUGCACCCCUCUGGACCCCCCCACCGAAUACCCCACCGAAUAUCCCACUGAUGGGACCACUGAAGCUGAUGGGACCACCGAGGAUGAUUGGACCACUGAGGAUGAUGGGACUACUGAGGGUGAUUGGACCACUCAAGAUACCAUGACCACGGAAGACAAUGGGAACACCGGCAACACAACAGCAUUGCCAGAUGGCACAUCGACGAUCCCUCCCGAAGAAUCUGACGGGGCCGCUCCUGACAAUGUUGGAAACUUCUGGGGUUUUUAAGCCGCGUGAAUAGAAGACCCACUUUCCAAAUGCAUAGGAGUCUUUUAUCAUUCAUCAUAUCAAUUAGUUUGGUGCCUCAUAAAGCAGGAGGAAAACUCAUGACCAUCUUACUUGUGCCACAUCACGCGGUGGCGAAGCAAUGCGGCGGGAAUUAGGAGCCAGGAGUCUUUCAUGAAGCCGUCCGCCCGGCAAAACUCUGGCCUCCCUUUUCCUCCAGCGUGACUAAAUUUUGCUUGACACCAAAAAGUCGACGCUGUUGCUAUUUAUUUAACGAAUUCGUCUUUUCAUAAACGCAUUCUUGAUUUAUGAGUA
Molecule: messenger RNA, 871 nt
Organism: Tigriopus californicus
Lineage: Eukaryota; Metazoa; Arthropoda; Copepoda; Harpacticoida; Harpacticidae
Product: peritrophin-1-like
Exons: 1
Coding region: 62-559 (165 amino acids)
Cellular component (GO): extracellular region
Molecular function (GO): chitin binding
Source: RefSeq, a predicted model, not a curated record